AUGGCCGAACCUGGAGCUAGGACGUCGUCGUCGCCGGUGCAGGGGAUGGCCGGAGCUCCGAGGAAUGAUGCCCCGAGGAGUCCGGUCAGGCCCCGGACGUGGGCGGAGGUGGCGAAAGGAGCCCCGGGGCAAUCGGCGUGGACCAAUCAUCGCAUUUCUCCCCGGGAUUUGGAGGUGUUGCAGGAGAGGUUCUCGAAGGUGGUCGAGAUUCCGGAAGAGGAGCUGGAGGAGAUGCGGUCGGAGUGGCGUAGUUCCACGGUCCUGGUGAGGAGCAUGGGGAGGUACAUUCCGGCGGACUGGGUGGCGAAGGAGGUUCGAAGGGCUGGAAAGUUGGACUACGACGUCGGAAGCUUCACGUUGGUAGAUGGUGUCAUCGCUAUCAGAUUCGCCAACGAAUCUGACCGAGAGGCUGCAAUGGCGAACGGCCCAUGGAUGGUGGCCGGUCAACUGCACGCCAUGGAGAGGUGGCGUCCCAACUUUAUUCCGGGCACUGAGGGCGUCGGGCGGGUGGUAGUCUGGAUCCGGCUACCCGGGCUGCCGCUCGACUAUUGGAAGAAGGAGACGAUAUUUAGGAUCGCGGCGCAGGCGGGAAAUCCCCUGGCUUUGGAUGAAUGCACGGAGAAGAGGCGCAGGUUUGGUUUUGCGAGGGUGAAGGUGGUGGUGGAUGCGUCGGCCCCGCUCAAGCCGGGGACGAUGGUGCUAGGGAGAUCCGCGAGCAGAGAGACAAAGUUCUGGCAGGGUUUCGUUUAUGAAAACCUGCCAGCUCCAUGUCCCAAAUGUGGGCGGCUAGGGCACUCUGCGGCGGCAUGUGAGUUUUCUUCUCCGGCGGUGGUGGGUGUGGACCCGAUGACGGAGGCUUCGGGAUCUGACGAGGGUGCAAUGGGGAAGCCUUCCGAGGAUGUCCCGAUUAGUAUGAGGGGGGAUGGAAAGCGAUCUGGGGUGGAAGGCCCCUAUGGACCAUGGCUAGUGACAAACCGAAUUGGUCCGUUCUCGAGGGCUUCUCGGAAGAAGGAGGCGCCCGGCAGCAGUGCGAGGAAGAAGCCGGUUAGCUCCCCUCCGAGCCCCGGUACGACUGGAGAUACUCAGGCAACGGCGGCUUCUCCGGUGGACCUUGAUGGUUGGCAGAAACCGUCUAAGGUGGCCCGCCGGAGAACGCCGGAGAAGGACGUUUCGGCGGCGAGCGCGGGCGUGACGAUGGGGGAAACGAGUCAACUCGGCCCGCGAUCCGAGUUGGAAUCCGAGUCAGGGGCUGGGUCUGACUCAAGCUGGUCCGCACCUUAUCAGGGCCGGAGUGAGGUGAGGCCCAGCUCUAGUGAUGGGCUUCGCGCCGAGGUGGGCCGGGCCUGA
Phoenix dactylifera (date palm) is the source of this 1347-nucleotide messenger RNA. NCBI's taxonomy places the organism in Eukaryota, Viridiplantae, Streptophyta, Magnoliopsida, Arecales, Arecaceae. The record is from RefSeq and is a predicted model, not a curated record.